This is a messenger RNA of Danio aesculapii, 1030 nucleotides long. RefSeq names its product leukotriene B4 receptor 1-like. Gene Ontology annotation, molecular function: G protein-coupled receptor activity. NCBI's taxonomy places the organism in Eukaryota, Metazoa, Chordata, Actinopteri, Cypriniformes, Danionidae. The record is from RefSeq and is a predicted model, not a curated record. The transcript has a single exon. Gene Ontology annotation, cellular component: membrane. Gene Ontology annotation, biological process: immune response; G protein-coupled receptor signaling pathway. Bases 55 to 1005 code for a protein of 316 amino acids.
AGUGAGAGAAGAGCUUAAUAAAAGAAGACUGCAUUUUCCAGACAGCAAAAUCUGAUGAUGGCGUUAGAUUUAGGCUUCAACUCGACAUCGAACACCACUGCUGUGGGAUCAGAGAAGAUCGCUCCUGCUGUAGUUCUGGGUUUGUGUUGUUUAGUGGGUCUGCCAAGCAACAUCACUGUUAUCAUCAGCAUUGCUCGUGAGUGGAACAAAAAUCUGAGUUUCACCUUAAAGCUAAUGCUCAACCUUGCGGUCUCUGACACUCUGACUCUUUCCUUGGCUCCUUUCGUGCUGCAUGGGAUACGCUUUGGAUGGAAACUCGGCCUGUGGUUUUGUAAGAUCCUGUUCUUCUUGGGUAAAUGGAGUCUGUUUGUCGGUGUCCUGACGGUCACGUCUAUGAGUGUUCACCGCUAUCACAAUGUCAUCAAGUCUAGGGUUGCUAACAGGAUGAUUCUGCAUAGAAUAGAGCGACGCCACAGACACAUUCAGCUGAUCUGCAUCUCGGUUCUCGCCUUUGCUUUUGCUUUACCAUUACUUUUCACUCGCAGACUCAACGACAACAAUGGAUUUCAAAGAUGUCAGAGGUCAAUCACCUCAUCCUCUAUCGAAGUGACUUUACUGUUUCUUGACAUCCUGCUGGGGUUUGUCAUGCCAUUUUUGAUCAUGUUGACAUCUUAUCUCUGGAUGCAUAAAGGUUUGAGUCGAAAGUCAAAAGGUUUAACUACAGCUCAGAGAAAACAGGGGACAAAAGUAAGGACUUACAAGAAGAGACUUGUGGUCAGUGUCGUUGUGGCUUUCUUUCUGUUUUGGACUCCUGUGCAUGUAGUCAAUGUAAUUGAUAUCGUUACUGCUCUGACUGAAACAUCUCAUCCCCAUGUUCAUUCCCAACUGAAGUCCUUCCGACAAUAUUAUGGUGAUACCAGCAAGACUCUGGCUUUGCUAAACUGCUGCCUGGAUCCUUUCCUCUAUGUUUUCUUAUCAAGGAACAUCAUAAAGUGUACUAAGUAGCACCUCCAACUAUUCAAUUAACAAA